Molecule: messenger RNA, 3984 nt
Organism: Alosa alosa (allis shad)
Lineage: Eukaryota; Metazoa; Chordata; Actinopteri; Clupeiformes; Clupeidae
Gene: elk4
Product: ETS transcription factor ELK4
Exons: 6
Coding region: 255-1643 (462 amino acids)
Biological process (GO): regulation of transcription by RNA polymerase II; cell differentiation
Cellular component (GO): nucleus
Molecular function (GO): DNA-binding transcription factor activity, RNA polymerase II-specific; sequence-specific DNA binding
Source: RefSeq, a predicted model, not a curated record
ACAAAAAAGGAAGUGAUCUCAGCAGUCUUAAUUUCCUGUUCUGAGAGAGAUUUGUUCCUGUUAACAAUUGCUAUAAGGACCUCAAACAUUUUUUGUAGAUUUGUUUUUCCAACAAACUUGUCUCUUCACGGCAGAACCUAAUGCACUUCUGCAGAUCAAGAAUUAAAAAUGUAGCCACCUAAGUAGAAAUUACUUUGGUUUCUGUGGACUGCCCAAGAUUGGAAUAAAAAACAUCGGCAAGUAAGCUGGAUGCCAUGGACAGCUCGGUCACCCUGUGGCAGUUCCUGCUGCAGCUUCUCCUGGACCGGAGCCAGGAGCAGCUCAUCUGCUGGACCAACCAGGAGGGCGAGUUUAAGCUGCUGCAGGCCGAGGAGGUAGCCAAGCUGUGGGGCGCGCGCAAGAACAAACCCAACAUGAACUAUGACAAGCUGAGCCGGGCCCUGCGCUAUUACUACGAGAAGAACAUCAUCAAGAAAGUGAACGGGCAGAAGUUUGUGUACCGAUUCGUCUCCUACCCAGACAUCCUGAAGGGGGAGCCGAUGAGCCGGGCCGAGGGGGCAGGGGAAGGGGGUCUGGGCGGGGCCUUGCCCGUGAUGGACAGGAGCCCCAGCGGCCAGCUGAAGGAGAAGGAGAACAAGAGCGGAGUGUUGGAGAGGGCCGGAGGGGCCGGGGCCGGCGGACAGGGCAAAACCACCGGCCGGAACGACUACAUCCACUCGGGUCUGUACACCACCUUCACGCUGACCUCUCUGCAGUCCGGCACGCAGCUCUUCAAGUCCAUCAAGAUGGAGAACCCGGGCGAGAAGCUGGCGGAGAAGAAAGGAGCCCAAGAGGUUCAGAUAUAUCAGCCACAGCAGCAGUCCUCCUCCCCGUCUGUCAUCCGGUUCGGGACCAUCCCAACCAGCCGGUCAUCUGCAUCCGCCGCAGCCGACAAGCCCCCGUUGGGGUCUCCCACGCAGACAAUGGUGCAUUCCCUCCAAGCCCCACCACUGGCGGCCGGUGACGUGGAUGUGACUGGCAGCCAGAUGGCUAUGCCUCAGACGACCGGUGCAUUUGAGGAGACCCUGGCCACCAGCUCCCAGAUACCAGUAUUCAGCCUGGUGGGGCUCAACUCCCGCUCACCCUCACCCAGCGCGCUGCAGGACUCCACCCAGGAGCUGGUGAUCGACAGCGACAUCGAAUCCAUCUCCUCCCAGCCAUCAGAGAUUUCGCUACAGAGCCAGUCCAUCUCCAGUGUGUUCUCGAGCACAGGACAGGGGAACGAGGUGCAGCUCUCUCCAGCCCGCAGCCAGAGCGGAAAGCUCCGCAAGCCCAAAGGCCUGGAGCUGAUGCCCACGCUGGUGGUGACCAGCUCGGACCUAAGCCCCAUGGGCCUGUCCAGCCCCUCGCUGCCCACCGCCUCGCUCACACCGGCUUUUCUGCAGACUCCCACGCUGCUGCUGACACCGAGUCCUCUGCUGUCCAACAUCCACUUCUGGAGCACGCUCAGUCCAGUCGCCCCUCUCAGCCCCGCACGCAGACAGGGCCACCACACACUGUUCCAGUUCCCCUCCGUGCUCAACACACAGUUCACCUUGCCAGUACACAGCCUGGACGGCACCACCACCCCCGGGCCACUCUCGCCGGACCCCCCAAAGACAUAAGCCCCUCUCCGCUCCGGGCCCAUCCGCAUCACCCACGCCAUCUCUCACCGCCCAGGCCUCUUCGCUCUCCAUUUUUUUUCCUCACGUCCAAAAUCUGUUCCCGUCUGAAAACCAAAAUCAGGGGCCUGCGUUAGCUGUCGCAAUUUGUCGUUUAUUUUGUUUUUCUAAGGUGAGGCUCGAUAGCGGAAUGUUUCCACUGUUGGAUUACGAUUGCUGAAGAUGGGGUGGGGAGGACCAGGCUCUUAUCCUGUUGUGUUUCCCGCUCUUGGAAAUGCUCAUCGCCAAGCAGGCUCCACCCUCAGGAAAAGCUCAGACGCACGAGCUGAAAGGGAGCCUGGCCAGUGGUGAAGCUGCUGCGUCACAUGACCAUGCACCAAUCAGGCCUCUCUGUCCGCUAACCAAUGGCAAGGCCUCAUGUGGAUGAUGUAAGGAUUGUCCUUUUAAACUUUUACUGGUGUAAUGUUGAACUUCAAGUGCCCUUCAUGGAUGCGGCUGGGCUGAACUUCUUGUAAUGAAUAUUCUUUUUUUUAAACAUGUUUUUUAACAUGUGUCCUAAGUAUGUGCUCUGUGAUGACUCAGCCUGACCAACUAUCGAUGCCUAUUUGCUCGCUCUGUUAACCUUAUGUAAUAUGUUUUAGGAGAGUUCGCCCCAAGAUGGCCUCAUAGUUGAAACCCUCCAACCUAAUUGUGACCUUCUCUCAUCUGCACCUUUCUGCAAAAAUUGCUUGGGCUACUCAGUGUUGUGACAGCAAUCUGAGAUUAACUGGUGUUAAUGCCAUCAGUGUCUCGCCACAAAUUUGCCUGUAGUAUUACAUUAUUACAAAAUUACAUUUCCCACUGUUAGGCAGGAGUUCAUCGAACGGGCGACUUGGAUAGAUAAUCCCCUGUAAAAUACUGUAAUGGGCUAUGAGGAGUCCUGACAAGUCGAACUGCCUUCAGAGCUCAAUGGGCUCCUGUAUCCUUCUAAGCCUCCAUUAACGGUUUUCAUUUUUGAAAGUUAAUGUGACUCACAGAAGAAGGGAAAGUCUAGAACAAUUUGCACUCAGAGGCAGCCCCAGCUGGGGAUAACUUGGGACGGCCAAGGCUGUUGACGGCACAGAAUUGUAUGAACAUACUGCAUGUCACCCAUUGCUUGGAAAAUCCCACGAAGGUAUUUCUAAGUGCAGUGGCAGGUAGUUUCUUGGUGUUUUAUGCCCCCAACGUUGUCUUCAAGCCAUCGCUGACUGGAAGGCACUAGGGUUAGGCAUGGGUUAAGGUUAGGGUUGGGGUUAGAUUUAGGAUUAGGUGCCUUUAAGUCAGCGGUGACGACGUUGGGGGCAAAAACACCAUCGAGCUGGCAGGUAUCCAAGACGGCUGACCAUAGGCAGUAAUUCAUCUUUAUUGGUUUCUGACAUGGACAUUUCUAGACGCCUGUUUGAGUGCACACCUUCUAACAUUGACAUUUCUCAAGGAGAAUAGUUGGGGUAAAAAAACAAGGAUAAUUGAUAUCCACAUAAUAUUUCCAAUUUUUUUUACCCAUAAAGAAUAGAUAAAUGCUGCAACGACAGUGUGGAAAUCUUGUUGACUGCACUGCCCUUGGCACAGAGCAACUUACCUGCUUUGACCGAAUCCAGCCCUUUGCAUGAAGGGAGAAAAAACAGGUUAUUCAAACACAGUUUCAGGGAAAAGACACUGAGGAAUAGUGACAUGUAUAGACCCUUUCAAGAAAGUUCCAUUAUCAGCAUCAUAGUUGGCCCCACAAGACUUCCUUUUUAACAUUCCAUAUGUUAUCUUAAUGCAGAGGAAGUAGAUUGGGGCCCAAAUAGAACGUUCAAGCAUUGUUUUUGUUUUUAUUGUUGAAAGGGUCUAUUAACAAUUCUGUUUUGUAACCUGCAGCGUAGUGUGUGGUCUGCAUCCCUGUCAUUGUUGCCAACACAUCUCCCUCGCUCACAGGACAUUCUUGAAUUUCCCCUGGGGAUCAAAAGUAUCUGUCUAUCUCUAUCUCGGACAAGAGCAGCUUUCUUGGCCAUUGGCCUUUUGCGGUUUUCUAUGUAGAUUGUCAUCAGUUGUAGACUAAAAGGAUCUCAAUCAUCAGUAUGCUUUCCUUCACCUUUUGGCACUGCAGAUUGUAUUUACUAUUUGUCUCAGAAUUUGUCACUUCUGUGCACUUGCCUCCUAAGUGCAGUCCCCUACCUCUAUCCUGAAGGAGAAAGCCACGCUUUGAAGACAAACUACACCAGCACUUAAAAACCCACUCGAAACUGGAACUUGUAUUUUAAUUGUACGCACUUAAUCUAAUCUAUUUGGGAGACUUUUGACCUUGCGUGUACUUGUGUGUUCAAAUCUAUCCCCAAGUGACUCA